Molecule: messenger RNA, 4748 nt
Organism: Passer domesticus (house sparrow)
Lineage: Eukaryota; Metazoa; Chordata; Aves; Passeriformes; Passeridae
Gene: PIPOX
Product: pipecolic acid and sarcosine oxidase
Exons: 8
Coding region: 3016-4194 (392 amino acids)
Cellular component (GO): peroxisome
Molecular function (GO): sarcosine oxidase activity; flavin adenine dinucleotide binding; L-pipecolate oxidase activity
Source: RefSeq, a predicted model, not a curated record
CCUAAGCCCCCCUUCCUCCCCGAAUCCCGGCAGCCCUUCGGGGUGGGAGCCAGCGAGGGGCUGUGGGAAAGGUGCUCGGUGCCCACCUCGCCAUAUCCUGCCUCCCCACCCUCCUCACCACAGCCGCGUCCCUUCCCCCAGUCUCCUCUUCCCCAUCCCUAAACAGCCCAAAUUAGGGCUGGGCUCAUCCUCCUCCAUGCAGAGACACCUGGACACGGAGCAGCACAGAGUGGGGCUGGUAUUCUUUAUGGUGGGCUUCCAAGAGCCCCUCCCCGGCCCCCUGCCUCGGGGUCCCGCAGGGCAGCCAGCCCUGCAGUGGGCAGAUGGUGCUGGCACCGGCACCGAGCAGCUCCAUGUUGGCUGAUGGACGGCUCUUGAGGGUGUUAAAAAUAUAUUUUAAAAAAACCUCUUUGUUUAAUAACCCCCUCCCCAUCGCUCCAAAAGCCCAGAUGGCUUCGCCUCGCCGGCUCCCCCGCAGCCCGGCCAGCCCCGCUGCACACACAGCCCACGCAGCCAGCGCCGCUGGGGGUUUAAUUUUAAUCCCGGGUCCUGCUCUGCCGACAUGCCUGCCGUGGAGAAUGGCAUGGCUUGGCACGGGGAGCCGAGAGCAGGGCAGCAGCCGGUCCCACGUCAUGGGCUGUGUGCCACCAGCCCCGUGGCACUGUCUGGUGUGGCACCAGCCCCACGGCUGCGGCGGGAGCGGGGCUGGAAGUGAUGCCAGGAUCCUCAUCCCGGGGGUGCUGCCGGCUCUUCUGCAAAGCACUUUCAGCUCUAAACCCAAAACUUUGAUCCGCCAGUAACGCCAUCAAUGUUUAAUGCAGCAAAGCCCUGGUAGGGCUCGGAAGAUGAGCAUUUUGAGGCCAAAUUGAAGUUUCUAAUAUUAUGAUAUUCAAAUAAUUUUAAUCUGCCUGAUGCAUCCCCAGGCAUGUACCUGGACUGCUAAUGAGGGGCUGCCUUCAGCCGCUGUUGCUUUUGACAGAAAACAAACAAUUCUUUGCAGGUGCCAUCAAAGGGUUGGGAAUGGAGAGGUCUGGGGAGGGAAAUGGGGGCGAGCACGCAUGGAGCCAGCGUUGCAGCUGGGAGAGAAGGGUGCCGUGUUUGCCUCAGCUCCCUGGGGAACAGCAUUGCUCCCUAAUUCUUUUUUAAGUGUUGGUUUGUGCUUGGUGAAAAAUGAGGCUGGUAUGGAUGGAUGGUGGGAUUUCGGGAAACUUCUGUCCCACUGUAGAGUGGACAAAAAGGUGGAGAGUCCAGCACCCAUCAAAUUGCAUCUGAUGCUUGCCCAGCCUUGGCCAAAGCUCCUUGUUCCCCACUUCCCCAGUGCCACGUGGAUCUGAGCUAGGGCAGCUCCACAGCCUGUGCCAGGCAGUUCCCCAAGCCCCCAUUUUCCCCUCCCCAUGCUGUUGCCAGCCCCGAGUUUUCCCACCCAUCCACCCAACCCACACAGGGAAUAUUUCAUUUUUACCGAGCUCUCCUGACCCACAGCAGCUGCUUAGGGAAAUGGAUUUCCUGCUGACACAAGCAUUGCUUCCAGUCAGUAUAAACCCAGGUGAAGGGGGCAUGGCAGGGGUGAUGGAGACCUUGGCACAGGGCUGAGGGGACCCCAAAAAAAUUCAUCCUAAGGCACGUUGGGGUCCUGCAGCUGCUUUUUGGGCUUUGGGGGUGCAGACCUCCCUGAUGCCUGCAUUCAGCCCUGGUUGGGGUCACCUGCAGGACAAAAGCAAUGGCUUGAGGGACCUAACAGAGCCCUGGGGAUGGUGAUUUGCAUCCCACCAAAGGUCUCACCCUCUCUGUAACCUCACAAGCAAGGCUUUUCCAGCCGUUCUAUUACCACACUGCUAACGGGAGAGGAGUUCAUUUUUACCAUUUAACGUUUCACGGAUAAUUAAUUAUUCUUCAUCUUUCCAGCAAAAAAAGGAAGAGCAAGUACAGGGGCUAUUCAAAGCAAAAAAAAAAAAAAAAAAAGUCAGCUGAAACCCAGGGAAAUUGCUGAAUUAUUUGUAACAUCAAAGGCAGGCAAGGAUGUGCUGAUUUAACGGGGCCCGUGCGACGCAGAGCCCUGGGCAUGGUGGUGAUGCUGGGACUGGAUGCACUCAUUGCAGCAGUGGUCAUGGGCACUGGGGGGGAUGAGGGGUCUGGGGGGCACCCCAAUCUCUGCCUGUGCUGCCCAUCCUCCUCCUCUCACCUCCCCAUGGCUGCGAGCUGCCAGUUCUGCCUUUGCGCGAUGUUGGGGUCCCCGUGACCUGGUGGGAGCCUCCAGUGCUCCCCAGUGAUUCAUUCAUCACCAGAGGCAAGUGGCAAAAUAAAUAAUGAUAUUUAACAUUUCGUAAUAACGACAAUUAACCAGUAAAUAAUGCCUUUUACACCGCAGAAGCCAGAGUAAAUUAAUUCCCCUAAUUAGCUGUCAGGCAGCAUGGGACAGUGGUGGCAGUGGGCAAAACUGGCAGCCCCUGCCUGUGUUAUCCCCCACUCUGAGGCAUUGUCCCCAAACCCCAGUCACACCCCAACAUUUUACAGACUUGCAAAAUCCACCAUGCUGCAUCCUGGCAGCUCUGGUGAGCCCUAAAUCACCCCUAUCUCCUGUUAAAAAAAUAACAACAAAAAGAUGGUGACAAAGUGGUUUAUGGCUGCAAUAAAUUGUGCUGGAGGAAAAAAAGCCUUGUUUGCCUGGAAGCAAGGGGGGGUUUCCCACUGGCACACAAAUGGAAGCCCUGUGUCCCACCAGAGCUGGAGCCAGCAGUGCCCAGUGGAAAGGGGGAAUUCUUGGAAGUGUUUUCCUUCACAUCUGUGCCACCCUGAGCUGCCUGCCCUGGUGGGACCAGGCGUUGGAAUGAGAAUAUUCGUGCCUGGCCGGCCGCAAGGGGCAGGAAGAGUGUGGCCCCGGUGUCCCCGUGUCCCCACAGAGCUGGAGGGUGGCCAGGGCUCCCCCACCCGCUGCGCUCGGCUGGACUCUGCCCCGUUCCUCCCCUUGGCCUCCUCCCAGCGGCCACAGAGGCAGCAGCAGGGACGGGCACAGCCAUGGCUGCCCCCAGCCAGCCCCACAAGUCCACCUACGAUGUCAUUGUCGUCGGGGCCGGCAUCCAGGGCUCUUUCACUGCCUACCACCUGGCCCAGCGCCACAAGGACACUCUGCUGCUGGAGCAGUUCCUCCUGCCCCACUCUCGGGGCAGCUCUCACGGGCAGAGCCGCAUCAUCCGCAGCGCCUACCCCCAGCAGCACUAUUCCCGCAUGAUGCCCGACUGCUUCCGCCUCUGGCAGCAGCUGGAGGCCGAGACCGGCGCCACCCUCUACAGGCAGACGGGACUGCUGGUGCUGGGGCCGCCGGGAGAGCCGGAGCUGGAGGCCUGCAGGAGGAGCCUGGGCGUCCACGAGCUCCUCGACGCCGCGGCGCUGGCCCAGCGCUUCCCUGGCUUCCAGCUGCCAGCUGGCCAGGUGGCCGUGCUGGACAGCACUGCCGGGGUGCUCUUCGCUGACCGGGCACUGCGGGCAGUGCAGGAGGUUUUUCGCCGGCACGGGGGCACCCUGCGGGACGGGGAGAAGGUGCUGCGCAUCAAACCCGGGGCCACAGUCACUGUCACCACCCCUGCGGGGGUGUACAGAGCCCCCCGGCUCGUCAUCACGGCUGGAGCCUGGACCGGUGCCUUCGUGGAACAGCUGGGUCUGUCACUGCCACUGCAGCCCCUGCGCAUCGAUGUCUGCUACUGGAGGGAGAAGCAGCCUGGGAGUGCUGCCUUGGGCAGUGUCAGUCCCUGCUUCUUGACCCUGGGGCUGAGCCAAGCCCCCCACGGCAUCUACGGGCUGCCCUCCAUUGAGUACCCAGGUCUGAUGAAGGUGUGCCACCACCACGGCAGCCCCACUGACCCAGAGAAGCGGGACCAGGUCCCCUCGAGUGCCCCCUGCUCUGACAUUGCCAUUCUGAGCAGCUUCAUCAGCAGCUAUCUGCCCGGGCUGGAGACCCAGCCCGCAGUGAGGGAGACCUGCCUCUACACGAACACUCCAGAUGGAGAUUUCAUCCUGGACCGGCACCCCAAGUUCAGCAACGUCAUCAUUGGUGCUGGCUUCUCAGGCCAUGGGUUCAAGCUGGCGCCAGUGGUGGGGAAGUUGCUGUGUGAGCUGAGCCUGGGCGAGGAGCCAUCCUACGACGUGGCCCACUUUGCCAUCACUCGUUUCCCCGGUGUGCUUGGGGCUGCACAGUAGGUGUGGGGCUCCAGAAGUGCCCUCAUGGCAUCGCGCUGGCCUGCAGCUGUGUCCCUGCAUCGCAGUGUCCUCACACCCACACCUCCAUCUCCUGCAUUUCCACCUCCCUGCACCCUGGGGACUCCCAGCAUGCUGCAUUCCUCCAACCCUACCCCCCAGAUACCCUGCACUGCCGUGUCCCCACAUUCCAGCAUCCCAGCACCUCUGCAUCCUUGCUUCCCCACAUCCCUGCAUCCUGGCACCCUGCCUCCCCACAUCGCAGCACCCCAGCAUCCCCCGUGCCAUGCGGUGCCAGGCCACCUCUACCCAGCACCCACUCCUGGGGAACAAAUUAAGAAGCUUUGUCAGCCUCAUGAAGAUGGAGCAGGAGCAGCGCGGAGAGACACACUCGCUUAGGAGUCAAGUUAAAUGUUUUAAUGUUAAAUGUGCCAUUUUAUUAUCAUUAGAUCGCUCCCACUUAAUGAAAGCGCAUUAGCGCAGCGUGGCUUUAUGGCAGCGAGCACCGAGCUCGGCCUGUGUGCUUCCAGGAGACACUGGGGAAAGGGAAACAACCU